AUCAUGGACCCCGAACCGCUCCGAUUCCUCCGACCGAUCGAUUCUGAAGAUCAAUCAACAAUCGAUACGGAAGGAGAGGAUACGUCUUCAAUACUAUCAGAUGACGUGCCUUACAGAAUGAAUAAUACUGAUCUGAACGAAGAACGAAAUAUUAAUCGCACGCUCCGUUAUUUUUUUGGGCUUUUUUUAAAAAAGGAAACAAACGGAUUGCCAAAAAUCUUCAGAAUUCUGAUUACGAUAUUAUAUUACUGCUGUCUAUUUUUAAUGCAUUUUGCGCCCGAGAAAACAAGGGUGGGCGGGGUUUAG
This is a messenger RNA of Caenorhabditis briggsae, 306 nucleotides long. NCBI's taxonomy places the organism in Eukaryota, Metazoa, Nematoda, Chromadorea, Rhabditida, Rhabditidae. The transcript has a single exon. The annotation marks the transcript as partial. The record is from RefSeq and is a predicted model, not a curated record.